Alternaria burnsii is the source of this 984-nucleotide messenger RNA. RefSeq lists its product as uncharacterized. The transcript has a single exon. The record is from RefSeq and is a predicted model, not a curated record. Bases 1 to 984 code for a protein of 327 amino acids. NCBI's taxonomy places the organism in Eukaryota, Fungi, Ascomycota, Dothideomycetes, Pleosporales, Pleosporaceae.
AUGUCUCUUUACACUCUUUUCGCUGCGGCCCUUGUCGCUCAGUUCGCAAACGCGUACACCGUCAUCCAGAUCCCUCCUCCUUUUAUGGAGAAGAACAUUGAUCCCAUUGUCUUCCCUGGCGAGUUCGAUAAGUCGCAUCUCCACUCUUUCUACGGCUCCGACGCCGUCGUCGCCAGCACAAAGACCAGUGCUGAACUCCAAAAGGGUUGCACCAGCGCCGAGAACCCCAACGAUCUGUCCACGUACUGGGUCCCUACUUUCCUCUACACCAAGGAUGGCAAAAACUACGAGCCCGUCCCCGUCUUCCGCUUCAGCGCAUACUACAACCUGGGCGAGACCCCUGCCGAGGUCGCUAUCCCACAAGACUUGAUGAUGGUUGCUGGCAAGGCCGGCGCCAUGACCAAGGACGCCAUGGACGUCAACGCAAAGGCCGAGUGGGCCUGCGAAAGCGAGAGCGUCGCCCUCGACGCCAACGGUUUCCCUUCCAAGACCUGCGGCACCCACGUUCAGCAACUCCUCUACUUUCCCCAAUGCGUCAACGAGCAGACCCUCGAGACCGGUUACAAGAGCCGCGAGAACGGCACACCUAACUGGUGCCCUGCUGGCAUGAAGUCCAUGCCCCAGCUCCGCUUCUCCAUCCGCUACGAUCUCCGCAAGGCCCUGCCUAAUGGCUGGUCUGGAACCGCGCCUUUCAAGCUGGCAUGCGGACCUGCGUGGUGCUCGCACGGUGACUUCAUCAACGGUUGGGUUCCCGAGGCUGCUGAGAACAUGGUCGGCACGACCAGCGAGAAGCAGCACUUUGCUCCUGUCAACGGUCCUCUUGGAAACUACGAUGCUGGCUCUACUUGCAAGUCUGCUGAUGCUGACCCUAGCCACGGUACCAGCAACUACGCUGAGAGUGUUGCUGCCAUGGCUAAGCGCAGCGUUGGCGCUUGGGGCUGGGAGACUAGGUCCAGGCUCGCUCGCCUGGUCAAGGGCGCUUAG